AUGAAGCCGGAGGUAAAAAAUGAACGAAGCUGGAAGGAAGUCAUCAACGCCAGACGCUACUCCUGUGAGAAGCUCAGCUGCUUAGCCAACCUCGCUGCACGGCUAGGUCUCCAGGAUGACUUUGAGUUCCACCCACCCAACCUCCUGCUUUUCUACAAUCUGAGCCAGGUGAGGGAAACCAACUGCCGGGCCUUCAUUCACCACGCUGCCCAAGGAGACACAGAACUGUUGGCCAACCUGCCCAACCAGAGAGUCGCCCUACAGCACACAGCCUUGGCCUGCCUGGUAGGUGCCUCAGGUGGGGAUAGGAUUGAACAGGGAGGCACAGUCAGUCACCUGUUGAGCACUGACCUACUGUCCCUGCAGGGGACACCCAACCUACAGCUCAGUGCGUCAAACCUGGGGCUUCUCGGGGUCCUGGUAUGUGACAUGGAGGCACCACAAAUCGUGACUGCAGACCCCUGCGUGCUGAAGAACCUGCUUCGCUGCCCAAGGCUAACUGUCAUGCAGACAGCUGCCCUCAACACCCUGCUGGCCAGUGGGAAGACACAAAUUGGGCCUCCUGGCUCCUGGAACCUGGAGGGGCUACAGACCCUUGGACCUCUGGCCACCUACAUCAGCCCCCACCUAUGGGAGAAGGUGCAGGAGGCUGUGGGCUUGGAUUUCUUCCGCAGCGUGGUGGCUGCUUGCCGGGCAGGCCAGCUGAACAGGCGUGAUGCCAGACGCUUCAUCACCAACUUCCUAGAGUCCAAGCCCAGUUUGGCAUCCGCAAGGCCCAAGCGUCACACAGGGAGAUCCUGUGUCCGUGGCAACAUCACAGCCGCCACCCUGCACGAUGACCUCUUCCUAGUGCAUUACGACUGCACCCAGCUGGAGUCCUGCCUGGGCACACGUGUGCUCAGGGCCAACCUGGAUCCCUUGCUCCAACACCCCCUGCCUGAGGAGUGCCAGCGUGUCGUCAAAGCCAAGCUCACUCAGAUCUACCCACGCGGCAUCCCCGAGGACCAGCUGCAUCUCAUCUCCUCGCUGGUCUACCUCUACUCCCUCGCUGAAAUAAGCCAGUGGAACAUCACAUCCGGAGACACAGUGAUGGUCCUGCUGGCCUCAGAUGCAGCUCUGGACAACCAGACAGAGGCAGUUCUCCAGAGGUUCUUGGACCACAACGGCAAGGUCACUGGCGCUCUUCUGGUGGCCAUCGGGGGCUCCCGUCUCUGCUGGAUGAGCCUCAAGCAGAUCCAGAUCAUCCAGCCCUCAGAGUUCCGGCUGGCCGGGGCUCCAGACAUCUCUCUCUGCCCUCAGAGUCGGAAGGAUGUACUCUUCACCAAGGCUCAUGAGGUCUUUGGGAACACCAGCAGCGUGGGCGAAUACUACUACUUAAUACGCCCCUACCUUGGUGGUGCCCCCUUGGAGGAACUUCAAUACCUGGCCCAGGCCAACAUAUCCAUGGACAUUGAUACGUUCACCAACCUUAACCCCCUCAUGUUGAAGAACAUGGGUGUGGACAACGUGAGAAGUCUGCUGGGUGAGAAUGUGGGGGACCUGCAGAAGGCCCGCAACCAUCCAAGUGUCAUCUUGUGGAUGCACAGCCACAACAUGUCAGACCUGUCGGAGAUGGGCCUAGACGCCAGCCCCACACUGGCCUACAACAGGCCCCCCAACACUGCCUACCCACCAUCCAAUUUGGACCAUACCUUGGAUAUGCCAGGCAAUGAUGGUGUCGCCCCUGCCUCAGGAAGCCCUCCAGUUCAUCUGGGGUACCUGUCCCUUGCUGUGGCUCUGCCUUCCAGUCUCCUGUGGCUGCUACUGUGUCAGGCACCUUCAGGACCAAUGGGCACUGCUCACAGUACACUAGGACCUUGGCCAUUGCCAAUGGCUCUGAUCCAAGGCACAGCCCCUGAGCAUCAGAUUCAGGACAAAUGGAGCUGCUAG
Molecule: messenger RNA, 1929 nt
Organism: Acomys russatus (golden spiny mouse)
Lineage: Eukaryota; Metazoa; Chordata; Mammalia; Rodentia; Muridae
Product: mesothelin-like protein
Biological process (GO): cell-matrix adhesion
Cellular component (GO): cell surface
Source: RefSeq, a predicted model, not a curated record